AUGAAUGUCCAAAAAGCACCACGAAAGUUUCAACCACCAACCCAUUUUCAGAAAGAAUUCCAAUAUAUCCACGAACUAUGUGGGCAGCUAAAACAAUUGGAAGAAUCUCAACGUCAAGAAGCCAUAUUCAAACGUAAUCAAGAUUAUAAUGAACUCAAAGAAAUGACUGAAAAGUCUAAACAGGAUGAUGAAUUGGCACUUUUGGGAACAGAAGCAGCUAUGGGUAUUAUCAACAUUGGACUUCGAAAACAGAUGCUACGAACACGGCUUGUUAGUAGAGUCAGUGAUGAAAAAGGCAAGCUUAUUUGCGUUACAAUAAGGAAUUGUAAAAAUAAAAUGUGUGUAUAA
Molecule: messenger RNA, 348 nt
Organism: Batrachochytrium dendrobatidis JAM81
Lineage: Eukaryota; Fungi; Chytridiomycota; Chytridiomycetes; Rhizophydiales
Exons: 3
Coding region: 1-348 (115 amino acids)
Source: RefSeq, a predicted model, not a curated record